UUAGAUGAGAUCACUACUUUGCUGUAUAUCACACUGCGAGAGCAGAAGAUCCCACUCCUGAAAUUAUUGAAAAUCACUGAAAGUUGGAUUCUUCGAGAGUCAAUCGAUUCCCUUCCACAGUACGAAAGUAUUUGA
Haemonchus placei is the source of this 135-nucleotide messenger RNA. The record is from the annotation of a GenBank genome assembly. NCBI's taxonomy places the organism in Eukaryota, Metazoa, Nematoda, Chromadorea, Rhabditida, Trichostrongylidae.